AUGAUUUUAAGAAUUAAAUUUUUUUUGUAAAUAAAAGAAUGGACUAUCAAUAAUAUUAAAUUAUGGCAUUUCUUAUAUGUUUCUUUGAGUUAUAAUUUACUUUAAAUAACAAUUAGAUUUUAUGAAGGAUUAGAUUAAAUCCUAUAUGAAACUCAAUUUAUAAUUAACUAAUUCUAUGAAGUAUAUAUUAAAUUAUAAUUUGGAAAUAUAUUACAAUCAUCAACUAAUUAUUUGAGUGGAAUUUUAAAAAAUAUGAAAUUUAGUAAUUCAGCAUCAGAAGGUGAUAUUUUCAAUGGUUGUAAUCAUAGUUGCAAAUAAUGUGAAGGUCCUACAAAUCAAGAUUGUUUAUCUUGUUCAGAAGAAUCAAAACGAAUCUAUAUUCCAUAAUUUAAAGUAUGUUUUUGUCCUUUUGAUUAUAUUGAUGAUCUAGAGCGUAAGAGUAUGGAAAACUAUAAUUUACUACUUGAUCCAGAAUUUGAAUAUAAUUCAAUAUCAAAUUGCCCUUAAGGAUAUUUUAAUAAAGAUGAAUUUUGCUUAAAAUGGUAAGUCAUUUCUAUAUAAAUUUAGCCCUUCUUUUUUAAAGGAUACUUUAAUGACAUGUUUGGAAUUUAUUUAAAAUCCUAAAGGUUGGCAAAAUGAUCCAUAUUGUUAUACUAAUCUAUUUAUUGAUACACUUGGAAGUCCUGCACAAUAUAAAAUUGAUAAUCUAAAGACAUAUUAUAUAUUUGAUGGAAUUGAUAUUAAGCCAUUGUAAUAGGUUUAAAUCUGGAUUAGGAUCAAUUUGAUUCAGUAUACUUAGCUUUUGAAGAGACAAAUUAGAGUUUUCUAAGAUUUUUCUCUUCUUCAAACACAUAUUUAGCUAGUUAUUCUUGUACUAUUGAAUAAUGUUAAAUUUAUAUAAUGUUAAUUACAAAAUAAAUUUGCUAAAAAUGUUCAAAUAUAUCUAGAUUAAGAAAUGGAAGAUGUGUAGAAAUACUUCGUGGGGUCAUUAAUAAAAAUAAUUGCUUAUUUUUUAUUACAAAACAUCUGAAAAUAUUUGUAAUUUAUGUGAGAUAGAGAAUUGUUAAUUUUGUUUUGAAUAUGUAAGUAAUGAUUUAACUAAAUGUACACUCUAUAGUGAAUUUUAACUCUUUUAAAAAGAUGAGUUUCUGAAAAUAGGUUGUGCAUUAUGUUUAGAUGGAUUCAUAUUUGACUUUACAUUAAGUAACUGCUUUUAUAAAGAAUCACCAUUACCCAAUUGUUUGAGCUAUUUUAUUAACCCAUUAGGUUAAUAACUGUAUACUUUAUCAGCUAUUUAAGACUUUGGAGUCCCUCCAGAAAUAACAAACUGUUAAAGAUAUAUAUCUAAUUGUAAAUAAUGUAUUUAAACACCUUAUUCGAUUGUAAAAUUUAUAAUUUGUGAAGACGGAUAUUCGAGUUCCCUAAUAACUGGACAUUGUACAAUCUGUGAAGAAGAAUAUGCAAAAAUGUGUAUAGAAUGAGAUUAUACUAAAUUAGAUGCUUGGAUGUAACAAAUCUGA
Messenger RNA from Paramecium pentaurelia, 1520 nucleotides. NCBI's taxonomy places the organism in Eukaryota, Ciliophora, Oligohymenophorea, Peniculida, Parameciidae. The record is from the annotation of a GenBank genome assembly.